Messenger RNA from Pogona vitticeps (central bearded dragon), 711 nucleotides. RefSeq names its product small ribosomal subunit protein uS12. Gene Ontology annotation, molecular function: structural constituent of ribosome. The record is from RefSeq and is a predicted model, not a curated record. Lineage: Eukaryota; Metazoa; Chordata; Lepidosauria; Squamata; Agamidae. Gene Ontology annotation, cellular component: ribosome; small ribosomal subunit. Gene Ontology annotation, biological process: translation.
UCAUAAAACCCGUCUUACGGAAUCAGCAGCGAGCUCCUUUCUAUGAGGACUACAUUUCCCACAAUGCACUUUCGCAACCCUGGCCACGCUUCCCUCUCCCCGGCAUCGUUCUGUUUAGUCCUGAGCAGGCGGUGGCUAGGACAGCCCUUUGGGUCCUCGAAGCGGAGCCUUCGCGUCGCGGAGAAUUGUGGGUCCUUCUCUUUCCUCCUGUGGAUCCGGGCGGCACGAUGGGCAAGUGUCGUGGGCUUCGUACAGCCAGGAAGCUACGCAGUCAUCGCCGGGAUCAGAAAUGGCACGACAAGCAGUACAAGAAGGCUCAUUUGGGUACUGCUCUAAAAGCCAACCCUUUUGGGGGCGCUUCACAUGCUAAAGGAAUUGUCCUGGAAAAAGUUGGUGUAGAGGCUAAGCAGCCAAAUUCUGCCAUCAGGAAGUGUGUCCGAGUCCAGUUGAUCAAGAAUGGCAAGAAGAUUACAGCUUUUGUCCCAAACGAUGGCUGUUUGAAUUUCAUUGAGGAGAAUGAUGAAGUUCUGGUUGCUGGCUUUGGUCGAAAGGGCCAUGCUGUUGGUGACAUUCCUGGAGUUCGUUUCAAGGUUGUCAAAGUAGCCAAUGUUUCUCUUUUAGCCUUGUACAAAGGCAAAAAGGAGAGACCCAGGUCAUAAAGUUCUUCUUUGUUACCAAGAUGAUCAAUAAAGUUUUCUCCUAAGAAAUGCC